Diaporthe batatas is the source of this 3231-nucleotide messenger RNA. RefSeq lists its product as uncharacterized. Gene Ontology annotation, cellular component: cytoplasm. The transcript is spliced from 2 exons. The coding region runs from base 569 to 1039 and encodes 156 amino acids. The record is from RefSeq and is a predicted model, not a curated record. Gene Ontology annotation, molecular function: protein phosphatase inhibitor activity. NCBI's taxonomy places the organism in Eukaryota, Fungi, Ascomycota, Sordariomycetes, Diaporthales, Diaporthaceae.
CCCCACCCCCGCCCCCACCUGGCCACAGCUUCCAGCACAGCAAAAGGUUCGUUCGAGUUUGACACGCACCCCAAAAAGCUGGAAGUGGGUGCAGGUGUAGACAGGCGAAACAUAGCGAGAAGUGGGAUCAGUGCCGCCAGAGCCAGAGCCUAGAAUCCCUCUUCGCCCGCCCGCCGCCUGCCGCCUGCCGCCCGCCGCCCGCCACCCGCGCCGGCUUUCAACUGUCCCUAGACUGGGCAAAGUGAGGGGGACCACACCCACUGCACUGCCCAAGCACCCGAGCCCAUCCCACCUUCACCCAGAGCUUGGCUGCACUUGGUUUGGGGCCCAAAAAGAAGCACCCCGUUUGCUUCUUCCACUUCCACCUCGACCAAACCUUCGACCCUCUCAACCUCGCGAGAACGCCCCAUCCAUUACCCCAACUCGCUGCAGUCAAGAAAUACAACACCAGCAUUUUCUCGGUGCAGACCUACUACAAUUGGACUCGAACCACCCGCUGCCCGCUCCUCCAAAGCCCCCUCCCCCCGCCGCGCCACACACACCCCUCCUCUUCCGCCAUCUGCCCGCCAUGAAUCCCCUCCAGAAGAACAAGAUCGACGUGAGCUCCCUCACCCCCGAGGAGCAGCGCCUCUUCCGCCUGUACGGCAAGCUCCCUUCGCGCUCCGACCACUUCGCCAAGCACCUCAAGGAGCGCAAGUACUUUGACAGCGGCGACUACGCCAUGUCCAAGGCCGGCAAGGGCGACGGCGUCGACACGGGCACCGUCGGCAGCCAACACCCCGUGCCCGAGAACAUCCCCCACAACAGCGGCGGCAGCAGCAGCAACGGCGUCGGCGGAGCCACCGCCACCCCGCCCGGCCUCACCAAGAGCGGUAGCAUCUCGGGCGCCUCUGGCGCCGGGGGCAUCGGUGGCCUGGCCGGGAGUCCGGCCAAGGAGAGCUCCAGCGGGCUCGUCCGCGAGACGAGCGCCGAGGAGGACCCCGAUAAUAAGGAGAACGCCGGCGACGCGGCCCAGCAGGGAAUCCCUAUCAGGUCAUGAGCGCUGGGCAUUCGGGUGGUGAUGGAUGGGGUGGGUCGCCGUGGGCUGUGCCUCUUGACUCCUCACCGCGGGCCACUGCCGCGCGCAGGCCCGCCUCGGUUCACCACCUCGUCGGUUGAAUUGUUUUGAUUGGUCGCUCUGCAAACUCUCUUACUGUCUAGCCGAGGCUUGUUUGUUGCUUGCACGGAAACUCUUUCUCGAAUUCGGUUCCAUCAUUGCGCAGGGCAGACCUUCUCUGUGUUACUAUGCGCGUCGUGAUGGCAGAAUAGGGGUGUAAGGCGUUGAAAGGGAUACCGGUACCAGGGGAAAUUGUUGAGAAAUGGAUGACAAACAUAUCAAGUGUAUUGGCCCCGGCAGUUUCUACGUUUCUUUCGUUUUGCUGAUCCUUCUGAUGUGUGCACGCGCACACACUGCAUUCGCUACAGCAUCAUCUUCUUUUGUUUAGUCUGUCUAUCCCCAAUUUCACGAUGCGCGCGCUCGCAUGGCGUCCUGCUUAUUACAACUCAAACACACGCACCGUUUGCCCAGAAACCACCCUCCCAGAUUGACUGGCGGGAUCGUGGAGUCAUCGCGAGGUCGCUCGAGGCUGUGGAAAGCAGGCGCAAAAAGUGUCACUUGACAAGAGAGGGCUCAGCAUCUCGAACGGGUCUUGUGUGUACGAAACCAUGUACCUUCCACUUUGUCUAUUUAUUUGUAGCCGAACAUGUCCUCUUUUUGAAUGUUGCCUCCAAACGCCAGAUGAGCCAACCCACGCACGGCCUUGUGGGGUGAUCAGAAAACAGAUUUUAUAGCGCGACGACGCUGCCCUCCCUAGUCCAACGCCUUCUUAGCGAGCUCGAGCGCACCCUCGAAGGUCUUGUUCCCGCCAAUGAAACCAGCCGCGUGAACGAAGACACAACCCGGCACGCCAGACACCUUGUCCAGCUCCUCGUCCCUUACUCCGCGCCACUCCUUGGGGAGGGCCUUGCGGCUCUCAAACGAGUCCUUGGUCACGGGCACCGUCUGUACCCUCCAUUUGGCGUCUGGUGUGGGCUUCUCUGGGUACAGGACAUACAACACCUUGCCGGCCUCCUUGUUCUCGUCCUCCAAGGCGUACAGGUGGUCCUUCCACGGGCAGCUCUGGCCGCUCAGCACCAUUAUCCUGCCUUGCGCGUCGUACUGCGGCCUCUCGGCGAAGGCCUUUUCUACGAGGGCGCGUGCCGGCAGCCAGGCGCUGACGAAAUAGUCUAGUGCCCUGUCAAACUCCUCUCCAAUCCGCUGGCUCGCGGUGAUAAACUUGUCAUCCUCAGCCGCCUGCGCCUCGACAGGGUCGCUGGGCGUGGGGUCGUUCCAGUUUGCGUUCAGGCGGCCAACCAUGGCACCCAGCGUGAAGCCGCCGUCGCUGAACCUCUUCUCCAGACCGGCGGCGGCGAUACCCUCCGAGUCGUACACGCUCACACCGUUGUCGUUGGCAUCCACGGCCUCGACGAACGAUUCGUAGACCUUGUUGUAGAUCAGGUCGACCUCGCUGCUGCCCUCGGCGGCGGCGGCUGCGGCGCGCCUGUUGGCGAUGAUCUCCUUGCCAAAGUGCAUGUAGACCAGGCCGGCGGAGCUCAGCUUGGUGCUGCGGCCGGGGAAGACUGUGGUGAAGCCCCGCUGGUGGUGGUCGAAGCGGCGGCGGUCGGCGUCGUACUCGCCGCCGACGUCGACGACGGUAUCGCAGGUCUCGAGGACCUUGGGGUCGCGAGAGCGGAUCAGGCGGGCGCCAUGGUAGCGCGGGACAUGGGUGCGCAGCAUGUGGACGGCCAGGGCCUCGUCGGCGUGGAAGUGGCCAUUGUGGGUGCCGAUGGUGACGGCGGAGGACGAGUCGCUGGUCUUGAGGCGCUUUGAGGCAGAUUCGGCGGCCAUCUUGAGAAAAGGAAGACGCCGGAGCACGGUACGGGCAGCAAUGAUGGCGGGGGAGGUUGCGGGUUGUUUUGGUGGGGGUCUGCUGGCUGGGCUGGCUGGGUAUGGUGGGAAGACGCAGGAUGGGGAAAUUUCAAACAUUGACAUCAAGAUGCCACGAGCAAAAUUGAGCUGCUGCCCAUUCGCCCCCUGCGGGCAGGUGGGACGCGGGACGUGGAGCUGUUGAGCACUCACAGGGGAGGGAGCUUGGGCCAGAGGUCCCUCUGUGCCAGCCUGCCAGCCUGCCAGCCUGCCCAGGUGAGUCGAGG